AUGGUCAGCUCCUGUUGUGGCUCCACCCGAGUGAGCCAAGGCUGUGGCUCUGGCUGUUGCGGCUCCAGCUGCUGCUGCCAGCCUUGCUGCCGCCGCUGCUGUACUUCUAGCUGCUGCCAGCCUUGCUGCCGCCCCAGCUGCUGUACCUCUAGCUGCUGCCAGCCUUGCUGCCGCCCCAGCUGCUGUACUUCUAGCUGCUGCCAGCCUUGCUGCCGCCCCAGCUGCUGUACUUCUAGCUGCUGCCAGCCUUGCUGCCGCCCCAGCUGCUGUACUUCUAGCUGCUGCCACUGCUGCCAGUCAUGCUGCCGUCCCUGCUGCUGCCACCCAGCUGCUGCACUUCUAGCUGCUGCCAGCCCUGCUGCGCCCUGCUGCUGCCGCCCUGCUGCUGCCAGCCCUGCUGCUGCCCCCAUCUGCUGCCAGACCACUUGCUGCAGAACUACCUGCUGCCGCCCAACCUGCUGUGCGCCCUGCUGCUGCAUUUCUAGCUGCUGCCAGCCAUGCUGCUGCCGCCCCAGCUGUUGUCCUAGCUGCUGCCGCCCUGCUGCUGCCAGUCCUGCUGCCGCCGCCCUGCUGCUGCCGUCCCAGCUGCUGUACUUCGAGCUGCUGCCAACCCUGCUGCCGCCCCAGCUGCUGUACUUCUAG
Sarcophilus harrisii (Tasmanian devil) is the source of this 642-nucleotide messenger RNA. RefSeq names its product keratin-associated protein 4-3-like. The record is from RefSeq and is a predicted model, not a curated record. Gene Ontology annotation, cellular component: keratin filament. Lineage: Eukaryota; Metazoa; Chordata; Mammalia; Dasyuromorphia; Dasyuridae.